AGAUUGCGGCGUCGUUUGAAAGCAACUGUAAACUAUUACCAACACAAGCGUAAUGCCCAAACGAGAGACAUAAAAGAAAACUGAAUAACACAGAAACAAGCAAUAAUUAAGUGAUAUUUGUCACAUAGUGAUCUAUUGUGAACGCGCAGAGCUGUCUUAUUGUUUGGUGCUGCAUUGAAUAGCGGCGAACCUAUCUCGAUUGUAAACAAAACUAGUUUCCCGUUUUGGGCUAACUCAGAUCAUGACGUUACCGCGUUCCGAGACGCCAUUGCGUCGUUCCGCGGUCGGUAGCCAUCGCGAGAGUAUGCUGCAGGAUCGGACAACUAUGGUUAACGACGAUGAGGCGGAACGCCGUGAGGCGCGACGCCGCACGCUGCUACUGCAGCAAACGCGACCCCGUGAGAGCACCAUCCUGGAGUCCAUCGAGGAGAAUGAGACGAUAAAGAAGUGCCUGGAGAUAUAUAAUGGCAAUAAGCUGAGCCGGGAGAAUGCCUGGAGCUUGUCGUUGAUCGAUACGUUGUCCAACUUGCUGGAUCAUCAUCACAAAACGCUCAGCAACUUUAAGAUAGCUGGUUCAUCAUUGGAGGCCUCCUCAAAGGUGUAUGGAUUGCGCGUUGACUCGAUAUAUUUGGAUGCGAUGCGUAUGUCAGCUGGCCUAAAUGCACGCACGCUCACUCAGCAGCAACUGAAUGCAGCUGCCGCGGAUGAUAACGACGAUAGUGCGAAUGUCGGCCAGGUUGAAGGUGGAGGCGACGGUGGCAUUGAUGCUUCUGAGACAGCGGCGCCGAAGGCCAAGAAACGUAAACGCAAAGCAGUUUCCACAAUAACCAAGAAUAAGGAGACAUUAAAUGCGCGUCUGGAUACUGCCCCUUUGCAGGAUCCAGUAUUUGGCAAACUGAACUCUACUGUGGGCUCCAUUAAUGCCUCCAAUCGAUUAAUGAACAACAUAUUGCCCACGAAAGACUCUGAGCUGCGAUUGCGCACAAAUUAUCGCUUUUGGCAAAAUCCAAAUAUGGAUGAGAAGAUAGAGGAUUACACUUUAGUUAAUAAUGAUGAUAAGAACACCCAUACGAUAAUAGCCGCCGAGUGGGUUAAUAAGAUGCGACGCUACUAUCAGCAGCAUCUGGUUCUGCGACCGCUGCACACUGGCUAUAUUAUUAGCGAUGUGCCCAAUCCGAGCAAUGCCAACGAUCCGAUGCAGAUAAAAGAUGACGACGAUGGUGUGGAUAAUGCAGAUGAUUUCUAUGAGAAUCCUCGUGAGCUCUCGAUGGCUUUCGACAUUAAUGCUGAGUGUGAGCCGAUGCCAGAUCUGAAUGCGUUGACAGCGGCCACCGUUUUGGAGAUGGACUACAACGAGAUGGACGAGUUGACGACCGAGGAGCGGACAACGUUGCAGCAUUGCCGUGUCCUGCGCAAACAGCCUGUGUUGAUUGAGGAUUUGCGACCGGUUGACGGCAGCUCGAAGCUGGAGUAUUCGUACCGGCCGAUGGAUCAGAUCUCUCAGUUCUGGGCGGGCCCAUCGCAUUGGAAAUUUAAAAGGACACGCAACACCAAUACAUUUGCUCAAAUCACUUCACAGGAUAAUGUAACGGGCAAAAGCACCAAUGCUGCUGCGGCACGAUUACGGCGUGCAGCCGCACAGGCAGCAAAGCGACGCAGCAAGCAAAUCAACUUCGGCCAGUGCACCGAGAGUCUAUUCAAGCUGGAUGAAAGCACGAAGCUGCGCAAGGCGAACUAUCAAAAGCGCUGGGAUCCGCGCAAAUUGCGUCUGCCAACCAAAUAUGAUUUUGAUGCGAAUUACUUUUAUAAAUAUGAUUACGCGCCCAGCAUUAAGGUGAGCCGUCGAUUCGGCGUUCCGGAUGAUGAUAUUGAUAAUGAUGACGAUGUCAUGGGCAGAGAUAUGAAUGCGGUCGGCGACGAUGCUGGCGAUGAUGUUGACCUCUUUGAUAAUGAUGAGUUCCAACGGAGUUCCGAUCGUUUGCCCAAUGACAUGAAUGUGAGCAGCUUCCCAAACGCUGAUCCUGCGCUAGCUUCGUUCCGGCUCUCUGAUAACCCGAACGCAUGUAAUGAUCGGACUCAAGCCAACGAUACGGUUCUUGAGAUAUCCACUGAGUUCCAGGGAGCACCGUCGCAGGUCACCAAGGUGAUUGUGCCGUUUGCGAAACGUGCCAAGGUGAUUGACAUGAAGAAUCUCAAGCGCAGCUGCAAUUCGCUGAUACAAAAACAAUUAUUGAGCACUGCCGAAAUGGAGGAGGAAGCGAUACCCGCACAUCCGAAAGGAAAACAGGAGCACUAUGCCAAAGGUAUGGCCACCUUUAAAGAGAUCUACGAAAAGCUGCCCGCUAUGCUCACCACCAAAAUGUCAGAUUCCCUGUCGCCCUCGGUGGCUCUGUAUGCGGUGCUGCAUUUGGCCAACGAUAUGAGAUUACGGCUCAUACCACAGGACGAUUUUGAGGACUUUACAAUUAGACAAAUAACAGACUAAGAUAUAACCCAGUUGACCACCAUUUUAUAUAGAUCUAUACAGACAUUUAUUUAUA
Molecule: messenger RNA, 2540 nt
Organism: Drosophila arizonae
Lineage: Eukaryota; Metazoa; Arthropoda; Insecta; Diptera; Drosophilidae
Gene: barr
Product: non-SMC condensin I complex subunit H
Biological process (GO): mitotic chromosome condensation
Cellular component (GO): condensin complex
Molecular function (GO): chromatin binding
Source: RefSeq, a predicted model, not a curated record